Anastrepha ludens (Mexican fruit fly) is the source of this 10623-nucleotide messenger RNA. RefSeq lists its product as uncharacterized. NCBI's taxonomy places the organism in Eukaryota, Metazoa, Arthropoda, Insecta, Diptera, Tephritidae. The record is from RefSeq and is a predicted model, not a curated record. Bases 901 to 3141 code for a protein of 746 amino acids. Gene Ontology annotation, biological process: signal transduction. The transcript is spliced from 8 exons.
AAAUGUCAGUCACAAACAGGAUAAACGAAAGGGCAAAAUGGCGUUUUUUGUCAGUGAGGAAUUUUAGGAAGAACAAGUUAUAAAUUUUGUGCAGUAAAGCUUAGAGAAAAUAAAUUACAUUGCAGUUUGUAUUAUAAAAGCUUGCAUUAAUAAAACCAUUCAUAAGGAAAUAAGUAUACAAAAUCAAUGAAAAUGUAAAAAAAAGCUAACCCAGUUAGAGGAAUUUUUAGUGAAUCAUAUAUUAAACGCCCUCAAUAACAUUCCUCGCACUCUUCUCCGAAACACAUACAACAACACAGGUGUUUGUGUAAUGCACAACUAGAACUUGUCAAGUGCAGUUUUUGCAGCACUCAAGAUGAAAACAACAAAUGAAGUGACGAGGCAAUAAUUGGUGAUGAGAAAGGGAAACAUCUAAUGUGUAUUGUGGAAAGUGAAAAUUUCUGCGAGAUUUUGUUUGGACGAAUCGAUUUUUAACUUCCUCUGAGACCGAUGCUCAAAGUUAAAUUUUUAAAUGAAAAUGCAUACAAAAUGCCAAAAUACAAAAGUUUAGACCAUAUAACAAUUUGGAAUUGAUAUAAUGUGUGAAGAUGUUUGCGACAGUAGGGCGUACACUGUUGAUACUAAUGUUUCUGUUGCAUGUUGCAAGAAUUAAAAUGCAUUAAAAAAGUAAGAACAUUAGUGACCGUAAUAACAACGCAAAUCUAUUUCGCUUCACUGGAGCGUUCAGUUGCAGACGCGUCGUGCUUGCGCUUACUGCAGAAACCAACCACUACAAUAUUGGUAACAAAACCAUUCGGUUGAAGUUUGGAUGAUAUCCCAAUGAAGUACGAUAAAAUCUAGAGCUAAUAAUUAUUAGAAAAAUUUUUAAAUUGGCGCAUUAAGCCCAAAUAGUGUCUAACAAUGGAAUUAAAAGUAUGGGUGGAAGGCAUUCAGCGGAUUGUGUGUGGCGUUACAGUGAACACAACAUGUCAGGAUGUGGUUUUCGCGCUGGCGCAUGCCACUGGUAAAGUGGGCCGCUUUACGCUUAUAGAACGUUGGCGCAACAAUGAACGUUUGCUGGCGCCGAAUGAAAAUCCGCUUAAGCUAUUGAUAGAAUGGGGUGAAUAUGCCAAUGAUGUGCAAUUUAUACUGCAGCGUUCGGAAAAUAAAAUACAACAACAACAAACGCCACGCAUAGAAAACACUGUUGCAAGCAACACUAGCAACAAUAACAACAGCAGUACUACUAACCAUGCCACAGCUGUGAUGUUGAGAAAGCCUCUAGGCUUAAGCAAUAGCAAUAAUAAUAAUACUAGUAAUAGUCAUAGUAAUAUCAACAACAAUAAUAACAACACAAAUAGCAGUAAUUAUAAUCAACAGCAAGUAAAGUCUCCACACUUGUCCGAAUUAAACUCGAAUUUGAAUAUAUCGCCACACCUAGAAAUAUCGCGAGAAUUGAAAAAGAAAAGUUUUGGAGCUCAUGAUGUUAAACACAUUGAAAACAUUGGAAUUGUUAAGGGUAUUCCACAGCGUCCUAAUAACAGUAAAAUUAAUAGUACCAACAAUAAUAAUAAUAAUGUAAACAACCAACAACAUGUGCCGCUCCAAAAAUCACCCACACCCACAAGCUCACCACUUUCUCCUCACGACACGCGCAUCUCACGUUCACCUAAUUCAACUGCAGACAACAAUAACUCUUCGCCACUGCCGCAGCUCAUACCGCGCCAUGAGAAAUCACAUUCAAAUCCCACUGAAAUGUCCCGAACGCAUGCUCACACUUUUUCCGACGGUGCCGGAUUUUUUAACGAUUCGCAGCACACAAACAGUGACACCAACAAUAACAAUAAUAUAUAUCAUCAAUUAGGUACGCAGACUAGCAAAUCAAUCAAUGAAAUCAAUUUGGCUGUUGUGCGAGAAUCGCUUGAUCGUCGCAUAGCCGCAGACAGUCCGGAUGUGCUGUAUGCUACACCGCACAGCAAAAACUUCAAUAGCAGCAGCAACCAUCAGCACAAUAAUAACAAUAGCAGCAACAGUUGUAGCAGUAGUAGUAGCGAAAAUCUCCUCGAUAUUCACAAUGGUAAUGUGAAUCGUAGUGGCGGUGACAUGCCCCCAGAUUUAUUGUAUAAAAAUGCACCGACAAUAUCGGCGAACGGGGCACUAGUUCCACCACCCUACCGUGAUCCUCCGCCACCGCGCAAUAGCCCCUUGCAAUUGCAGCAACAGCAAUUUCAUACACAGCAAAUGUCAUCAGCUGGAAUGGGCUCUGCAGUGGUGAAUAGUUACAACCAAGAUUACAACAACACUAGCGAUUACGACGUUGAAUUUCAGCAUUUGAGCGGCAGUAGCAACGGUGUAGGAGUAAGGGAAGGUGGUGGCAGUGUCGGCAGUAUAGAGGAGAGCGAAAGUAUAUUUCAGGCAACCCAAUACAAUGAUUUGAUGCAGUUGAUCAAAUUUCAACGAGAAAAGAUUUCAGCGCAACAACUGGAGUUGAGUAAAUACGAUGCCGAGAUUAUUUAUUUGGAAAACAAAGAACGUGAUCAAGCUCAGGAGCUUGAAGCGAUUUCUCGUGAAAUUACUAAAGCCGAUCAGAUCUUUCGACAGGGGAGUGAGCAGUUGCAAACCCUACAGUAUGUUGAGGAAGAGAAUGAACUAGUGAAGCAGCAGGAGAAGACUUUGAAAUCUGAAAUUGCUUUGCUACGUUCCAAAUUGGCUAAUUGCGAAACUGAAUUGCUGCAGUGCAAGAACAAAAUUCGCCUGUUGAUGAACGAUAUUGAAGUGGAGCAGCGGAGUAAUGUGACUAAACAGAAGGCGAAUCGUCAAAAUGUUGAGCGUGACUUUCUCAUGGAAAUGGAGCGCAUACAAAGCGAAAUCGACCAGGCUAUACAUAACACGGACACGUCAAAUAAAACUGCAGAAAAUUUGAAGAAAGAAAUCUUAUUAAUUGAGAAUGCGAUAACAGAAAAGAAGCGUCAGGUGGAACAGUUGGUCAACGAAAUGAAAGAAGUAAAUUUGCAAAGUCUGACGGUCACUACGUCCGAAGAAAUUAAGCAUUUUAUGGAAGGUUCCAAUAAACCCGGCAGUAGUCGUCGCAUAAUCGGCUCACCUAGGCAGUUGGAAAAUGCGGUACCCACCAGCAAAAAUCCGCAUGGGGUUUGGGUUUAAUUGUAAGGCGUAGUAGAAAAUUACUAUUCUGAAAUUAUUCUUAUAAAACAAUUUAUAAUUGAGGAAAUAAUCCAUGCAGGAAAUAUGAAAUGCGCAAGACGAAAGUAAGCGAAAUUAAAUUAUAAAAAUUGAGCGCUUUGAAAAUUUCAAAAAAUACCUACAUAUUUUCGAAGACGUUAUUCGACAGUUAGUGACUAGCGCACGUUUAUUGCUCUAUCAUUUAAUUGUUUUUCAAGCCGAGAUACGAAUUAUUGUAAAUCGCAACAUUUUAAGAGCAACAACGACAACAAUGUGCAUAUCAAAAACGCAAAAAUACUUGUGUUACUAAAUAUGCUGCUGAUCUACAGACGAAUUAUAAUGGAAAGAACUAAAUUUAGAAACUCAACUGCACAUUUUUUACAUAUCUUGCAAACAAGGAGCUACAUAUACACCCAUUUGAAAUACAUUAUUCAAAGAUUUAUUAAGGAAACUAUUUCAAAGCCACCUUUUAUGGUAUAUUAAAUUUAAAAUAUGUACUUAACAUAAAUAAUCUUAUGUAUAGAAAGAAAGUUCAAGACAUUUUCAUUUUUGACUAAAAUUCACAAUUAAAGAUCUCUGUUGAAACUUUAAAUGUUACAAAACAGUUAUAAGUAAUUUGUUAAUACAUAUAAACCCAACCCGAUACUAUAAUUCGUAUGCCACAAUAAGCGUAUGAAAAAUUUCGAAAAGAAAUUUUGCUGCUUUAGACUUACUUAGAGUGAUCUAUUUUCUUAUGAUUAUAAAUAUAAACAAAAUUAUAAGUGUUUUAAUGUGCAAUUCAAACACUUUGCAGCUUAAGACUAUAAAAACGCAUUCCAUUUUGUUGAAUUUUACAACAACUACUGCUGCAUAUUUUAACAUUCCAAUUUUUUUUAGAAUUUUUUUUUUAGCUUAAACUGCCUUUUUUAACCAAGUCAAGUAUGAUUUAAGUUUAUUACAAUAAUAUGUUUUGUAGCCGAUUUUAUAUUGAAUUUUAAAAAUUUUUAUAGUUUAGUAAAAAGACUUGAGAGUGCAAAUUUACCCACGAAAAUUAAUAUGUUAAAAACAAAAACCUUCAUUUUGAUAGAAAGGAGUCUGAUAUGUGAAUGAAAAUCCAUAAGUCUAUUUAGUUUAUAAUUUCCAUAUUGAGUUACUUUAAGCGAGAAGAGCAUCAAUGAUAUAUUAAAUUGUAAAUUUUUAGUUUGCUAAGCAACUUAUAAUUAUUAUAUUUCUUAUUAGCUAAAUAAUUUCUAUGCAAUAACUGUGAGAAGUAACUGAUAAACUUAAAGUUGCCCCGUCGCGUGCUGUUAGAUUAAUACUUAAAAGCUAUUCGCAACAAAUAUAUUUCAUCUAAAUAAUAGUGCUUUAAUUUUCAUGUGCUUUAUAUGUAUAAUAGUUAAGUGAACUUUCCAUUGAGCAUUAAGGAUGUUUUAAUAUAAAAUUUAUUUUUUUUUCGACGUUAAGCUUUAUUUGAAUUGUUGAAAGUUUUAAUUUUUUAAAUGUGAAAAUCUCGUUUCUACUUUAUCUUAGUUUUUCAUACAAAAUAUAAAAAAAGUACUUUUGCUUUGUGUUAGCUAAAGAAAAGAAAAUAUUUAAAGGCAUAUUAAAUGAAAAAAGUUACACAUCAAAACGCUGUUUAUCAAACACGAAAAUUUCAAACCCCUUUAAAUAAGGCAAAUUCAUACCUGGUGGUGACACAAGAACAACAAUAUUUUGUGCAUCAGUCCGCAUGUAGAGUAGUAAUAACAAAGCGCAUUCAUUAAAGUUUUGCACGUUUGAUUGUCAAAGCAAAGUAUUGACAAAGUAGAAAACAAAGAAUGAAUUCGCCUUGUUUCGUUCUUUGCUGACAGCCGUAUGGACUCGGCGAAAGAAAAAAAACAAAUCAACUGAUUUACCGGUACCAGCCAAGAAGAAUAGAGAAAUAGAUUGCGAAUUCGCUGUGUCGUAAGAGUCCAUGAAUAAACAAACAAAAGAAAGGGGAAUUACUUGUUGUGAUGAGGAAGAGUAGGCAGUGGGAACAAUCAAACAGAAAAAAUUAUACAAUACACACACACACACUCUUGCCAAUGCGCCACCCGUAUAAAACCGCAAGCAAACUGCAUUUGCAGGCAUUAUAAAGGGUUUUCCAAUAAGAGGUGUUAUUUUGAUAUUCAAAGUUUGAUUUCGUUGCUUGUGUGGCACGUAGCACCGUCUUGUUGAAAAUAAACGUUGUCCAGAUCAAUACCAUCCAAUUUCGGCCAUAAAAAAUCGUUAAUCAUCUCUCGAUAGCGCAAUCCAUUCACCGUAACUGUUGCUCCAGCUUCAUUUUCGAAAAAGUAAAGUCCAAUGACUCCACCGGACCAUAAACCGCACCUAACAGUCACACGUUGAGGAUAGAGAGGCUUUUCAACAAUAACUCUUGGAUUGUCUGAGCCCCGGAGCCGUCAAUAUUGCUUGUUGAUGAAGCCACCGAGGUGGAAAUGGGUCUCAUUACUCAAGAUGAUUUUUCGAUGGAAUUCCGGAUCAUUUUCAUGCAUUUCAACGAUCUAAUCAGUAAAGACACGACGUUGUUGAUGAUCGGCCGAUUUGAGUUCUUGUGUUAACUGUACUUUAUAAGCCUUAAGACCCAAAUCUUUAUGCAAAAUACGGUGUAAUAACGUUUGUAGAAUGCCUAAUUCCAAAGAACGACGAAGAAUGAACAAAACUGGGCUUUCUUCAACCCUUUAGGCUACAACAGCAAUAUUUUAGGCUGUUCUUGAGCGACGUGCACGAGUUUUAUUCUUCACAUCAAUAACUUAUCCCAACAGCUCGAAUUUUUUCACCAAUUUCUGUAUUGCGGUCCGACAAGGUGCUUCACGAUGACCGAAAAAUGUUUAUAUUGAAAAUUUUUAUAUUGAAUUUUAAUCAUUUCGAUGCGUUGUUUAAUCGUGUAUCGUUCCAUUUUUAUUAAUCGGGUAGUUUCUACUUAUCAAAUAUCAAAAAAUGACAGCUUGAAAAGUGACAUCUACCGAAAUAGCGGACUAUUCAAAAUAACACCUGUUAUUGGAAAACCCUUUAUAAUAUUAACAUGUGCUUUCACAAUUUAACACGCAACACUUCGCUUUUAUUAGUGUUUUUAGCCUAAAUCUCACAAAUAUUACCAAGCCAUUCACUGAAUUUUCACCAACAUGCAAGUUCUUUUUUCGUUUUGUUCGUUUGCCUUGUCUUGGAAAGGGAACUGUCGUCAGACUUGUCAAAAUCGCGAAAAAUAAAGUAACUGUUUUGGAAAGGCGCCAUCUAUGGUACUCAAUUCGCCUUGGUACAGAUCCAUAAGUAAAAACACUUUCAGCUGGUUGUCAAAAAAUGCCCAUAGCUGAUACCACCUGAUUCCAAUUUUUCAAUAUUUUUUUAUAUUAUUUUUAAUAUUACCAUACAAAUUCUAAUUUGGCAUAUCAACCCCACCAAUACGCAAAAAGGCGAAGCACGCACACUAUCACACAAUUGGGUGCCUGUCAAACUCACGCAAAUGGUACCUGCAAAAAAAUAGGAAGAAGAAGAGUGUUUUUACUUGAAUUUAAGUACAAUGGUUGUAAUAAAAUAGAUUAGCUUUCGCCACUUCAUUUUGUGCUGACAUCCUAAUAUUUCAGGCAAAAGAAACAAAUCAGCUGCUCUACUGAUAUCACCUUGUAUAGAUUCGCUUUGCUUUUAAAUAACUAAAAAUAUAUUGAUAAAAAGUAUAAUAAUAGUUAGAGUGGUGCAAUUAAAACAAAAAUAUCUCACUUAGAAAAUACUUUUAAGUUUUAAAAUUGUCUACGUUUUAAAAAUACCUUAUAUAUAUACAUACAUACAUUCUUAGUCAAGAAUUGGCAUUGUGGCCUUUAAUUUUAUCAUUCUACUAGAAUUGAGUUGUUGCUGUUUUGACAGCAUAUACGAGUAUUAUGUUCCACAAGUGGGUGUAGUAAAUAAUUUGCUGUUUUUUUAUUUUUUAUUUUAUGUUGUCACAUUUACGUCUAGCUAGUCUAGCCAUAAGAGUAGCGUCCCCACGACAUACGGUUCUGCGUUACCGGAGCGACCCAUAUUUACAUUCGGCCAAGAACAUCUUGGCUUGAACAAAGGCUUCGAAACUCCUUUCCUGGAUAUUGCGAUGUAGAGCCUUACUUUUGGUUCAUAUUCAAGAUUCGUUGAGCUGAAAUUUUUGAAGUUUUUUUAACGUUUUGAAAAAAUUUGUACGUAACUCUGAUGGUAAUUCAUUUCUGCAGCGGCGUCACGUUGGCUCUCUUCUUCUUUCUUGAUUUACGCGAUUCGUUUAUUUCUCGUGCUAACCGACGCCAAUUUGAAACACCAAGUGAAUCCAAGUCCUCCACCUAAUCUUUCCAACGCAGAGGAGGCCUUUCUCUUCCUCUGCUACCACCAACUGGUACCCCAUCGAAUACUAUCAGAGCCGGGGCGUUUGUAUCCAUUCGGACGACCUGACCCAGCCAUCGUAGUCGCUGGAUCUUUAUUCGCCGCGCUAUGUCUAUGUCGUCGUAAAGCUCAUACAGUUCAUCGGUUCAUCGCCUGCGAUAUUCGCUGUUGCCAACGUGCAAAGGUCCAAAAAUCUUGCGCAGAAUCUUUCUCUCAAACACUCCAAGCGUCGCUUCAUCGGAUGUUGUCAUCGCAGAAGCUGCCAUACGUUAGGAUGGGCAUGAUGAGAGCCUUAUAGAGUGUUAGUUUUGUUCGUCGAGAGAGGACUUUACUACUCAAUUGCCUACUUAGUCCAAAGUAGCACUUGUUGGCAAGAGAGAUUUUACGUUGGAUUUCAAGGCUGACAUUGUUAUCGGUUUAAUGGUGGUUCCUAAGUAUACGAACUCCUUUACAACCUCGAAAUCAUAACUGUCAACACUGACGUGGGUGCCGAUGCUCGAGUGCGCGGACUGUAUGUUUGAUGACAGGCGGUAGGUACUUCGUUUUGUCUUCGUUCACCACCAGACCCAUUCGCUUUGCCUCUUUAUUCAGGUUAGAAAAGGCAGAAUUCGUAGGGCGAUGGUUAAGGCCGAUGAUGUCAAUAUCAUCGGCAUACGCCAACAAUUGAACGCUCUUAUAAAAUAUUGUGCCUGAGCGAUUAAGUUCUACGGCUCGCAUGAUCUUUUCAGCAUCAGGUUAAAACAGUCACACGACAGCGAGUUAUUGAAACUCGCUUGGUAUCAAACGGUUCAGAGAGGUCCUUCCCAAUUCCUAUGGCGCUGCUUGUAUUGAGCAACGUCAUUUUGUAUAGCCGUAUUAGUUUUGAGGGGUAAAUUCAGGCAUCGCGGCAUCGUACUGUCGAAAGCAGUUUUGAAGUUGACGAAAAUAUGGUGUGUGUGGAUUCUCCUUUCAUGGAUCUUUCCCAAGACUUGGCGUAUAGUGAAUAUCUGGUCGACGGUGGAUGUGCCAGCCACACUAAUAAGGUCUAAGGUCUAAUUAGUUGGUUGAUGGAGGGCUUCAGCCUUUCACACAAUGCGCUCGAUAGAACUUUAUAUUCGAUAUUUAGAAGACUUAUCCUGCGGUAAUUGGCGCAGGUUGCAGUAUCACCCUUCUUGUGGAUCGGGUAGAGCACACUUAAAUUCCAUCGGGAUCUUCACAUUCUCUGUGACAUGCGCAGCUGUCACUGUUUAACAAGUUCAAAAAGUGUUACCUUCAUUAUUUAAGCACGCUCUGGACGUCAGUUACCAGAUCGUCGUUUUUGUUCUUACAGGAAAACACCGCGAUCUACCUUUCUGGUAGAAUUUUCGGUCGUUUUUCUUUUGGCCAGCAUUUCAAUCUCCUCGAACUCACUUAUUUCGGUCUUUCGUUGUGCCUUUUUCAGCUCCCGGUAGCGAUCCUACAUGGCUAGCUUGCGCGAGCAGCUUGACAUUCCUCAUCAUACCAAUUGUUUUUUCGGGCUCGCCGAAAUCAGAUUUCUGUAUGAAACUGGAUAAUUGCGACGAUUAUUUCGAAUCAUGUUUUGAACCGUCGGUCGAAUAAAUUUUGAGCAAAGAAGCAAUAUAAAGAUCUACUAUAAACUCGUUAAAACGGCGUCCAAGGCACCAUGUAAAGUGGUGAAGGGAAUUAUUUAAAAAAAAACAAACCAAUUUUAUUAAAUUUUCUUUAGCUUUCUUAAAUUUGCAUUACUUGGUGAACUUUUGAGACAGACCUUGUAUAUACACAUAUGUUCACUUAAUAGCAGCGCAAAUUUUAACUUUUUUUCAUUUUUUUUUAUAAGAAUAUAGUUCAUACUACAACAAAAAAAUAUAACUUAACGUUUCAAGCUGUGUACAAAUUUAAAAAAAAUUUUCAUCAAAAUUUCAAACCUUUUAAUUAGAAUAUUUUGAGUUUUGAGUUUCAAUCUUUGCAAGAAAUUAAAAAAAAAAUCCAACAAAUUUCCAUAAAAAUAUCAAAUUUCUUAGUCAGAGUUUUAGGAAAAAUUCUCUGUAUGUAGUUUCACAGCACAGUGAAUUUCGGUAUAAUUUCUUUCGAAAUUAGGAAGGAAGUGCCGUGACGGUGAAUGGCAAGCGCUAUCGAGCCAUGCUGACGGAAUUUUCUUUCCAAAAGGUAAUCAGCUAAAUAUCGACGAAAUUUGAAUCCAACAAAACGGCGCUACUUGAGUUACAGCGCGCUUAACAAUCGAAUUAUUGUAAUAUUCAAGCCAACAUUAACGCCAUACGGCCAGGAAAAAGUAGUUAAAAAUUGGACUCGUCGAAUGGAUCAUGUAAAUCGUAGCCGUGGGGACAUAUGCCGGAUAUUAAAUAUAAAAAAAAUUAAUAAUAAAAAAAAUAAAUGCAAUUAACUCGCAGAUUAUGUUAAAAAAUAAAAAAUCCAAUCCAACAAUAUUUUUGUUUUGUAUUAUCAUUUUAAGUUCUCAAGUUCUUAAAAAAUACCCAAUACAAACAUUAAUAAAAAAUAAUGAAAAAAUAUAUUUCACACUAUCACUUUUAAAUAGCUUUAGGCCAUUUCUUCUCUUUACGCAUAUCUUAUCGCAUAUCUACACCGAGCACACUGUUGAAUCUAUACGAUUACAAAAACAAAAACAAAGGAAUAAAUAUCCUACAUGCAUAUCUUAACGGAACCAUAUCAAAACUCACAUCUCGUACACUUACACUCUUAAUAUUGAACACUAAAAUGCAUUUUUUUAGAUCCUUCAAAACAAGUCAUAUUUUUACGACUAUUAUUCUGCGUGCAAUGCUUGUAAAAUGUAUCGAAUAUACGCAUGAAAAAUAAAAGACGAAUUGUACUUAAACUGUGUCAAAAGAUUGCAGUAGCUUAUCAUAUAAAACGUUAUUCCUCUAACUAUAAUUGAAUAGCAUGAAAAAAAUUGUUAUUGCAAAACACAAAAAAAAAAAAAAAUUAUGUAAUUUUUGCAUUUCCAAUCAGCAGCAAAUUGUAGUCUACACACACAGCACCUAAAUAAUUCCAUAACUAAAUCCACUAGAGCAAACAAACGCAAGGACAACGAUCCAACAACAAUAAUUGAAUACUAUCUAUCAACAACGCAAAUUGCAAUUUAGCAAAGAAUUCAAUAUUUUAGAAAAU